AUGAUUGCAUUGUUAUUAAUAUUACCGGACAGUGAGUUGGAAGUUGUGAAACAGGGAUCAAAUGAAUUGUCCAAAACUGAAUCCUGGGAUCAGUUGGCCGUCAAUGCGAACAAUGAGUUUACAUUCAAUAUAUUUAACACAUUAGCAAAGGAUGGAAACGAUGUAUUGUCUCCCAUUUCAAUACUUUCCGCAUUAAGUAUUCUUAUGAACGGAGCAAACGGUGAAACACUUAAAGAUUUGAAACAAUUCCUUCGUUACAAGAAUUCAUUGACAGAAUUCAGUGAUGAGACCAUUAAUACUGCUUUCAAAGCAUUAAAUAAUAAAUAUCAUAAUGAUGUUAUUCACAACAAAGAUCUGAAACUAUUGGACACUUUCAUUGAUACUAUAAAAGUGUAUUAUAAGGGAGACAUACAAUCGGCUGAUUUUGUCAAUAAUGGGGUAAUAGAGACGGAAAGAGUGAAUGAAUGGAUUCGUAAUAAAACCAAUAAUAAGAUACAGAAAAUAUUUGAUGAAAUAAAACCCGACACUUCACUCAUCAUUUUGAAUGCCAUAUAUUUUAAAGGCAAUUGGUCGAAGAAAUUCAGAAAACAAUGGACGCAAGAAUUGGACUUUUAUAACAACGGGAAUAAUGCCAUAAAAAUGGACACAAUGUUUGUGGAAUAUUAUUUCAAUUAUUACGAGUCAAUUGAAUUGAAUUCACAGAUUUUAGAGUUACAAUACGAUGGAAGAGAAAUCAUGGAUGAGUCGGGAACCGAAGCCGCGACCGUCACUGCCAUAACAGCCACUAGAUUAUCGGCCAUUGAAUAUCCCAAUCCAAUCACAUUUAGAGCCGAUCACCCCUUCAUGUACUUUAUUAUGGAUAAAACCAAUGGAUUAAUACUAUUCUGCGGACAAAUAAAUAAUUUUUAA
Messenger RNA from Medioppia subpectinata, 909 nucleotides. The record is from the annotation of a GenBank genome assembly. Lineage: Eukaryota; Metazoa; Arthropoda; Arachnida; Sarcoptiformes; Oppiidae.